UUUUCUAGGACGAAAUGUGGCCCUCCGAUCUUCUCAAGUGAAGUCAACCGUAGGUCUCCACUUAGCUACCUCUUAUGUUGAAUUUCUGCCAAGGACUCUCUUGAAAAUUUCUGAACUUCCUCAACCGGGCGACGGACUCCGGCGCCGCGGGGCAAAGCGAACUAGCGAAGGGAAACGGCGACGGGCUCCGGUGACACGUGGCUCUGCGAGGGCUCCGGCGACGAGGGCGUGGCUCAGGGAGGGGAGACGAGCGGCUUCACCAUCUUCAGUAGUGAAGGCGCCCGGCGGCCCGGCGUUACAACUUACAGACGCGGGGGUUCCUGCAGGCUGCAGCCAAGUCUCGCGAGCCGGCGACCCUCCUCUUCCUCCUCGCCGCGCCCGCCUCCUUGGCUCCCCGCUCACCACCACGCUCCAGCCACCUCCACCGCCGGAUCCCACCUCUGUCCUCCCCAGCUUGUCACCGUCGAGCGCCCCCUUCCUCCCCAGCAGCUCGUCAACUCUUGGAAUGAGAAUCCCUCCAUUAGGCAUUCAUGUUGAUCCUGACACCCCUCCUGGGAGGAAAGCAUCAGAGAUUACAACUAGUCCGCCCGUGAACGGUGAAAAGAGUAUAUUUCGGGAACAGAUUGGAGGAUACAGUGCACUUGCUAGUCCCCUGAGGAGAGAAGUUGGGAACAGAUCUAUGGCGAGGUCCUUCUCUGUUGAUGACACUGACUUGGAAGAUGCUAAGGCCUCAAAAGAUAGAGAUAGGCCUUCACACUUUCUCAGGCUCCCAAACAUUCAGAAUCAUUCUCACUUCCUCAGGCUCCCAGACAUCCAGAACCAGUCUCUUCUAUCUGGUCUUGCUUAUUGCAUAGCAUCCUGCAGCAUGAUUUUAGUUAAUAAGUUUGUUUUGUCCGGCUAUGGUUUCAAUGCUGGAAUAUUUCUGAUGCUUUACCAGAACAUUGUAUCAGUGACCAUAGUUUCAACACUGUCCCUCUCUGGUGUUAUUCGAACUGAACCAUUAACAUGGAGGUUAAUCAAAGUUUGGUUGCCUGUGAACAUCAUAUUUGUUGGAAUGCUAACAACAAGCAUGUUUAGUUUGAAGUACAUCAAUGUUGCGAUGUUGACUAUAUUGAAGAAUGUUGCCAAUGUUCUUACUGCUUCUGGGGAAACCUACUUCUUUAAGAAGCAGCAUGAUAGCCAAGUUUGGAUUUCUCUCAUGUUGAUGAUAAUAUCAGCCGUUGCAGGAGGAAUUACAGAUCUCUCAUUUCAUGCAGUUGGAUAUACAUGGCAGAUAAUAAACUGUUUCUUAACAGCAUCGUACUCGCUUACAUUGCGGCAUGUAAUGGACAGUGCUAAGGAAGCCACCAGAUCUGGGAAUUUGAACGAGCUUUCAAUGGUUUUACUGAAUAACGUUCUUUCACUACCACUGGGAAUUAUCCUUGUACUUGGUUUUAAUGAAGUGGAGUACCUGUUGGAAACGCCUCUCCUGAGGAUGCCUAUGUUUUGGCUAGUCAUCACUGCUAGUGGAGUUUUGGGGCUUGCUAUCAGCUUUACAUCGAUGUGGUUUCUUCGUCAGACAAGCGCAACAACAUAUAGCCUUGUGGGCUCCCUCAACAAGAUCCCUCUCUCUAUUGCCGGAAUCCUUCUCUUCAAAGUCCGCACAAGCAUGGAGAAUUCCAUGAGCAUUCUGUUCGGUCUAUUGGCAGGAGUAUUUUUCGCCAGGGCAAAAUUGCGCAGUAACUCCCAGUCCUAGCUAUUAUUUGUAGGUGCUAGAAGGCAGGAUUCCGCCCAUCAUCAAAAAGUAGGUUGCUCCCUCAAAUUAUGCUCUGGGAAAUUUGUGCAGAUGUGUGGUCAUUUCCCAGUUUUUUUUUGGCAACGCAAGAGACAGCAUGACGUUAGUUAGCCUGGGGCUCCCUUGUUUUUCUUUCUUGAGUCCCUUGCUGCUCCUGUGUUGUUGGUGGUAUACAUCUCCAUUGUUUAAUGUAAGAAGAUACAAAGUCAGAUACUGCUAAAAUCCUAGGCACUUGGGGAUAUACUCCCUCUGUCCCAUAAUUCUUGUCGUUGUUUUAGUACAAAAUUGAACUAAAAUAGCGACAAUAAUUAUGGAACGGAGUGAGUAGAACAUAUGGUCUGGUGAAUACAAGUAAACCGCACAUGUAUUUGAGGGGUGAUUCUUUGGUUGGCGAUUCCCCUCUUCUGAAACCUCAGCUUUGUAUGUAUACUUUGCAUCGGCAAACGCUGCCCAAACAAAGAAAAACUCUGAUCUGUGGAAAGUUGCUCAUGA
Molecule: messenger RNA, 2266 nt
Organism: Brachypodium distachyon (stiff brome)
Lineage: Eukaryota; Viridiplantae; Streptophyta; Magnoliopsida; Poales; Poaceae
Product: GDP-mannose transporter GONST1
Exons: 11
Coding region: 506-1735 (409 amino acids)
Cellular component (GO): Golgi apparatus
Molecular function (GO): GDP-mannose transmembrane transporter activity; antiporter activity
Source: RefSeq, a predicted model, not a curated record